CCGCAAACACGAAGAAGCGGAUGGAACCAUGUCAUUUCCAGGAUGCGGGGCCAUCGUUUUCUCUGAACACCGACGCUGCGACAUAAAGCUCCGUUAGUUCCGUAUCUCUUGAGCCGGUUCUCGUGUUAGAAGCGCGUUAUCUGUGUUGUGUGAUCACGCACGUCGAGCGCGCGCCUCCUAAACCAUUACAAUGAAGAAGAAGAGCUCCGAGAAAAGACGACAUGUGGUGGCGUGGGCCAACAAGGCUGAGUGGGACCAGGUCCUGGAGUACCUGUACUCGAAGGACUCCGCCUUACAGAGGUUUGCCCUGCAGAGGAUCUCAGCGUGGAGAGGCAGGUACGCCAGCAGUUCCCCCGUGGCGGUGGACUGCACCGCGGACCUGGUGAGGUGCCAGGUGCUGGACAGGUCCGGACAGCUGGACGGAGAGGAUCUGGUCCUGCUUUAUGGAGCAGGCCUGGUGAGGUUUGUCAAUCUGAUCACCGAGCGGCAGCAGGGGAGAACAGCCCGCCCUCUGAGGCGGCUGGCUGGGAACCUAAACAUCCCAGAGUGGGUCGUGAACCUGAGGCAUGACAUCACGCACCGGAAGCUUCCAACCUUAAAAUGGUGUCGAAAGGGAUGCAAGGUGGUUCUGGAGUGGCUCCAGCAGGAAUACUGGUCCAGGCAGUUGGGAGGAGGGCCUAAUGAGGACUGGGACUCUGAGUCGGAUGGAGAGGAUGAAGAAGUCGACCUCAAACGCCAUGGUGAUGAGCUCAUCGCAAGGCAGAAGAAGAUGGAGGCCUACAAGACCGCACGGGAGCUUCUGAUAUCCUUUGAAAAGGAGCAGUACCAGGCUUUGGAUAGACUCCCUGAGGACAAAGAGAAGAACCUGUGGCCAGCCCCCUUUGCAGACAUGAGCUGGUUACUCGGUGAGAUCAAGCAGUUUGCUGUGCAGUCGAGUAAUCUGGUGAUUGAUGUGUUGCUGGAGGACGGAUUUCUAGUUCCGACUGCGGAACAACUGGAGACGUUGGGCUGCGACGCUGCCUCUGACAACGGCGGUGCCACUGAACCCAGACUUGCUCAAGCCUUCCUGCGUUUCUGGCUGCCGCUCCUGAAAAUACUCAACUCAACGUCCUUUAUUCACCUCCUCCUGGAGAAGCUGUUUGUCGAACUGAAGCUGCUCACCAAAGAGCAGAAUACUCACAGGGCUUUCUACAUCGCGGCGUGGAUUUCAGAAAUCAUUGUCUGUAACAGCAACAAAUUUGAAUACCACUUUGAAACGAAGGGGCAGAAGAAGGCCAGAAUGAAGGACAGGGUCUUUGUAAACCGCAUCCAGCUGAGGUGGCAGCAGCUGCUCUCGGCAUGCCUGGAUUCUCCCUGUGUCAGCACGCCUCACUUGCUCCAGUUGAUCCUGGACGACAUGGAGCAUCCCCUCCCUCUGGAGACCCGACAGAAGCUGCUCCGGCUCUGCUCCAUCUACACACAGGACACACACUGUGAGUCCGACACCCCCCCGCAGCGAAAACAACAGCCCAUAUACACACUGGAGAGCUUGCACGAGAAGCUGCAACAUUCGCGGCGCCUCAACCAUCCUCGGCGUUCGCCGGCCGAGGCAGAGAGGAGCGAGUCCUCCCAGGAGUACAAAUGGGCGGAUGGUCAGGCUGAAAAGGCCAAAUUGCUCCGAGGCUCUCCGUGGCAGGUGUGCAAUGACAAGGUGUUGUGGAAGAACUACCCUCUGGGUAAAGUCCCUGGACAGUCGGAUGACCCUUCACGCCUCAUGGUGGAACACUACUCCACAAUGACUGUCUUUGACCAGCCGGUGGAGCUGGAGAGCAGCGCAGCGCACAGCAUCCCAGGAAGCUCGCCUCCAGUGAGGACAGCUGGCGGGCUUCUUUGGAACCACAGUGACAUCAAUAAGCUGAAAUCUGGACUGCAACUUUUUUGAGUUGUUAUAUAGCUGGCAAAUAAAUUCCUUUAGCUGCUGGUUCAAUAAUUAACUUAAGUUCCAGGUUGUUUUGAAACAUGUUUAAAAGAAACAAAAUUCUCCAACAGGUCAACAUUUAUCUGAGUUAUUCAACAGGAAAGAACGGUCAACAGUCAUAGGUUGCAGCUACCAAAAAGUGACCAAUUGUUUCAUAUAUGGCUUUUUUAAAAUUAUCACAAAUUAUGUCAUCAAUUAAUGAAAUGUCAGAAACUAGUGAAAACAAGUCCAUAAUAGUUUCCCAGAGCCCAAGGUGACUUCUUCAACUAACUUCCAGGCCACAACUUUUUUUCUCUCUCACUCUCACUCUCACUCUCACUCUCAAUCAGCAGAAUAGUUGGAGAAUGAGUUAGUUGUCAGCUAAUCUAAAAGCAUUUGUUAAACCCUUUAUGUUGUCUACAAUAUUUUUAAUAGGUGGAAUUAGUGCAGAAAUUCAACACAUUAUAAAGGGAAUAAUGUGAGAUAAUCUGGAUAUGGUUUAUUCAUAAUGAUGGUGUACAGUGAGGUUUUGUGUCACACUUUUUCUUCGGCGCACUUAUGGUCAAUAAAACAUUUGUCUAUCAACGAAA
Cyclopterus lumpus (lumpfish) is the source of this 2526-nucleotide messenger RNA. It is a transcript of the gene las1l, whose product is annotated as LAS1 like ribosome biogenesis factor. Gene Ontology annotation, molecular function: endonuclease activity. The record is from RefSeq and is a predicted model, not a curated record. The coding region runs from base 191 to 1921 and encodes 576 amino acids. The transcript has a single exon. Gene Ontology annotation, cellular component: Las1 complex; preribosome, large subunit precursor. Lineage: Eukaryota; Metazoa; Chordata; Actinopteri; Perciformes; Cyclopteridae. Gene Ontology annotation, biological process: maturation of 5.8S rRNA; maturation of LSU-rRNA.